UCGUUUUCCAAUUGCCAAAUUCGAGUACAAAAUAGUUUCUAACCUAAUUCAGUUUUAUUUGCGAGUUGUGUGCGGAGUUUAAACUUAAGCUCAAGCUUUCCGUAGUUCUGUACUCCACAUUAGUGCUUACCGUCGUUGAAACCGAACGUAGCUAGCAUCAAAUUUACAAUGGCUGAUGUAAUAAAACACAAAUGCGAAACAACGAACUGCUCCAACCCGGCAACUCUUCAGUGUCCAACUUGCCUAAAGCUGGGAAUCCAAGGGUCCUAUUUCUGCUCGCAGGACUGCUUCAAAGGAUUCUGGAAGAGCCAUAAGGCCAUUCACAUGCUGGCCCAGGGGCAAGGGCCUGAAAACAACGUGAAAUCCGGCGCCUACAACCCUUGGCCUUUCUACACUUUCACUGGGCAACUGAGACCGUGGCCACAGACUCCUAAGAGGCCGGUCCCUGAGGCUAUUGAACGUCCGGACUAUGCAGACCAUCCGGCGGGCAGGUCAUUGUCCGAGGAGAAAAUGCGAGGAAACACCACAAUCAAAGUGCUGGACGAUGAGGAGAUUGAAGCCAUGCGGGUGGCCUGCAAAUUGGGGCGUGAGUGCCUGGACGAAGGCGGCAAAGCCGUGGAAGUGGGAACAACCACCGACGAGAUCGACAGAAUCGUGCAUGAGGCGGCCAUAGAGCGGGAUUGCUACCCAUCACCGCUAAACUACUACAACUUCCCCAAAUCUUGUUGUACGUCAGUGAAUGAAGUUAUCUGUCACGGCAUCCCGGACGCCAGACCUCUUCAAGACGGGGACAUAUGCAAUAUUGAUGUCACUGUCUAUCACCAUGGUUUCCACGGCGAUUUGAACGAGACGUUUUUCGUAGGCAACGUUUCAGAGAAGCACAAGAACCUGGUGAAAGUCACCUACGAAUCAUUGAUGAAAGCAAUCGAAAUCGUUCGACCUGGAGUAAAGUACAGGGACAUCGGGAAUGUGAUCCAGAAGCACGUCCAACCAUUUGGCUACAGCGUAGUAAAGAGCUACUGCGGCCACGGCAUCCACCGCCUUUUCCACACAGCUCCCAAUGUGCCUCACUAUGCGAAAAAUUCAGCUGUCGGCGUGAUGAAGGCCGGCCACUGCUUCACUAUUGAACCAAUGAUAUCGGAAGGCACUUGGCGGAACGAACAGUGGCCCGACGAUUGGACUGCAGUCACCAAAGACGGACAGUGGUCAGCACAAUUCGAACAAACACUGCUUGUAACCGAGACUGGCUGUGAUAUUUUGACAAAACGGUUGGAGCGCAACGGCCAACCCCACUUUAUGGACAAAAUGUAAACCAAUUAGCGAAUUAGUGGAGUUAGGAACAACAAUGCAAACGUAUGAUAAACCCUUUUUGUAAUACGUACUACACAUGCUGGAAUGUAUUUAGUGCACGUAGAUCGUAGGAGCUAAGGAACCUGAGCGAGCGCCAUUUCGGGAAUGCUGAAUUGUUUUUUUAAUGCAAAAGUUGAUCCUGGGUAUGUUGAAUUUUCCCACAAAUACCUGACGUUUUAUGCCCCAAGAAUAAAAUCACAAAAGUGACAAUAAAACGUGUAUUUUCCUCACU
Messenger RNA from Hermetia illucens (black soldier fly), 1582 nucleotides. Its product is annotated as methionine aminopeptidase 1. The coding region runs from base 169 to 1311 and encodes 380 amino acids. Gene Ontology annotation, molecular function: metalloaminopeptidase activity. Gene Ontology annotation, biological process: proteolysis. NCBI's taxonomy places the organism in Eukaryota, Metazoa, Arthropoda, Insecta, Diptera, Stratiomyidae. The record is from RefSeq and is a predicted model, not a curated record. The transcript has 4 exons.